This is a messenger RNA of Zygosaccharomyces rouxii, 1503 nucleotides long. It is a transcript of the gene APN2, whose product is annotated as DNA-(apurinic or apyrimidinic site) lyase APN2. NCBI's taxonomy places the organism in Eukaryota, Fungi, Ascomycota, Saccharomycetes, Saccharomycetales, Saccharomycetaceae. Gene Ontology annotation, cellular component: nucleus. Gene Ontology annotation, biological process: base-excision repair. Gene Ontology annotation, molecular function: zinc ion binding; phosphoric diester hydrolase activity; DNA binding. The coding region runs from base 1 to 1503 and encodes 500 amino acids. The transcript has a single exon. The record is from RefSeq and is a predicted model, not a curated record.
AUGGCUUGUAACACACCAAUCGAAAAUGAUAAAGCUGCUGAUGCCUGUAGGUUUCUGACUUUCAAUGUAAAUGGGCUACGUACGCUUUUCCACUAUCAACCUUUUUCCAAUAUGAAUCAAUCCAUUGAGAACGUCUUUGACUAUUUCAAUGCCGAUAUUAUAACAUUUCAAGAAUUGAAAGUGGAAAGAUCAGCACUCACUAAAUGGGGUAAAUUGGAUAAUUUUUAUUCCUUUAUAUCGAUACCGCAGGCCAGGAAAGGUUAUUCUGGAGUUGGCUGUUGGAUCAGAAUACUGCCAAAAGAUCAUCCACUACACAAUAGUCUAAAAGUUAUAAAAGCUGAGGAGGGAAUUACCGGAAGAUUAGGGGUAAAAAUUGGUAAAGAUUUAGUAACGUAUUCAAGUGAUUCCAGUAUUGGAAUUGGAGGUUACGAAUCACUACCGUAUAAUGACGAACAAGAAGCUUUAAAGAUAGAUUCAGAGGGUCGUUCCGUUAUGGUAGAGUUGGCAUCCAAUACCGUUGUAAUUUGUGUCUACUGUCCUGCUAACUCUACACUUUCUGAAGAAGGUGAGUUGUUUAGGGUCAAAUUUCUUAAAAUAUUAUUUAAGAGAAUACGAAAUCUUGAUGCUAUGGGGAAAAAAGUGGUUCUUAUGGGUGAUCUGAACGUUUGUAGAGAUUUGAUUGACCAUGCAGAAUCAUUAGAAAGAGCUUCUAUGCCAAUUACAGAUAAUAUGGGCGGUUUAGAAAUCGAAGAGAAAUUUCAAAAUUCUUGUAGAGAUUUUAUCAUUAAUCCAGAUGUUCCUCAUCGAAGGCUGUUCAACCAAAUGCUAAGUGACUCAAUGUUCUCUGAAAUGGCACUAGAAGGAGUUUUGAUAGAUACUACUAGGUUGAAGCAGUCUAGGAAAAGACUUAAGAUGUACACAGUUUGGAAUACAUUCAAAAACUCUCGACCUGCAAAUUACGGUUCAAGGAUCGACUUUGUUCUAACUAGUACUCGCAUGGGGGUUCAAGUACAAUCAGCAAAUAUUUUACCGCAAGUGAUGGGAUCAGAUCACUGUCCUGUCUAUGCUGAUAUAAUUUACGAUCCAUCUGAUGUGGGAGAAAAGGAUUUUGACGUAAAGACACCAAAGUUUGAAGCUCGCUACAAAUACGAUCUAAUGCAUGGAAAUAUUUUAGAUAUGUUUGGUAAGGUAAAGAGUCAAUCUGUUUUAGGGAAAGUGGUUAAAAAACCUGUUUCUCACUCGCCAAAACCAGUUGAUAAAUUAAUAGAGAGGAAUGAAGCUAGGAACCUUACGAUAACAAAACCAAGUAACGGUGAGAAAGAAAAGAUCUCGCAAUUAAAAAACUUUUUUGGUGAACCACCGUUGUGCAAACAUGGUAAAGAGACAAUUUUGAGAACUUCGAAAACGCUUACAAAUCCCGGUAAAAGAUUCUGGAUAUGCAAAUACCCAAAGGGAAGCUUCGGAGACAAAUUGUCAUCUUGUGGAUUUUUCCAAUGGGUAUAA